CCCCGCCGGCCCCCAGCACGGAGCGGAGGGGCUCUUCUAUUCGGCCGAGAUCGAGCUGCUCUGCGACCAGGCGUGGGGCAGCAUGCUGGAGGUGCCCGCCGGCUCCCGCCUCAACCUCACCGGCCUCGGCUACUUCUCCUGCCACUCGCACACCGUCAUGCAGGGAUACGCUUAUUUCUUCUUCCUCCGAAUGGAUGAGAAUUACAUCCUCCUGCCGCAUGGAGUCAACUUCCAGGAGGCAAUCUUCCCGGACACCCAGGAGAACAGAAGGAUGUUUGCCAGCCUUUUCCAGUUUUCUAACUGUUCACAGGCACAACAUGUCUUAAGUUUCUCCAGUGACUGGGAGAUUCAGGAGGACAACCGGCUCAUGUGCUCCUCAGUCCAGAGAGCCCUGUUUGAAGAGGAGGACAGAGUGAAGAAGCUGCAGCAGAAAGUGGCGACGCUGGAAAAGCGCAACAAGCAGCUGCGAGAUCGGGUGAAGAAAGUCAAGAGGUCUCUCCGGCAAGCCAGGAAAAACACCAGGCACAUGGAGCAGAUGAAUCGAAAGCUCAGUGAGAAACUUUCCUCUGCAGGCGGUCAAAUCCCCUACGUUAACUCUCUGAAGCAGGAGAACUCUCAUGCUACCUACCUUAAAGUAUAAUGCAAGGGUAAGUGCUCAGGCCAACAGCAAUGGUGAGUUUUGCCUGCAUUAGGUCAGGAUCUGGCUCUCACACCUUGUCUACACUGUGCUUCAAAUCUUGCAUGGAAAAUGAAUCCGAACUUGCUUUAAACACACUGCCAGAUUAAACAGAAAGACACGCUGUAUUUGGCUGGAUGUUGGAGAUGCAGCUGAAAGCCAUAUAUCCUCAGUGUCUUUGGUGGAUAUAGGGCCAGACAAUAAUCUGUGCUUCUCCUCCAUCACCAGUUUUAGGCUGUCUUUGAUGAAAGUGCUGGUUCAGCUACAUGGGCCACUACAGGCACUCGACACAGGAGCUGAUCUUGGAAAGAUCUGGUGCCAGGUUACCUCCACAUGGGUUGGGUGAACCAGGUCAGGAGGAUAUAUGAAGAGGGAUAUUGUAGGAAGGAUGCAGGUAUGAGUGAUCAUUGCUCUAUCAUGGUUGAUCUUUGCUCUGUCAUCACCUCUGAGCUCUCAACCUCCCUUAAACUUGAUUAAAGUCUGCAUCUAAUGUCAGAACAAAGACUAUAUUCAGACGUUAUCAGUUUGGACUCUUCAAAACAAAGUAUAGAUAUGCCCAAAUUCUUAAGACCAGUUCUAAAUAUAAUAAGUGAAAUACCUAGUAUUUCUUAUUUUCCCAUGAAGUGCCUCAAUGGUCUCAGUAACUGUCUCAGGUGCCUUCAUCAUUGCCCAGCCAAGAGAGUUUGAAACCACGUUUUGGAACUCUAUCUAGGACAUAAUCCACUUCUCACAAUCAGGAGUGGAUGUAGCCUUACUGUUAGUGGGUGCUGGAUCAGGCCCAGCAGACAAUUUCAGAUCCUGUUUUCAAGCAGGUUGAAUUUACAGUGUGGAUAAGACUUCAAGUUAUGUAAUCACUGUCUGAGGUAUAACGGAGGUUGCUGGGCAGCCCCACAUAGUCACACUUAGACACUGUAGAGACCACAUCAGUAUCUACAGGGCAUUAAAAAUUAAGGUAGUUUAUAUAUGUAUAUAUUUUAAAAUCCUACAGAAAAUAUUUUUAUUACACAUUUGAUAUAGUCUAAUUUCUUAAAAUAUGAAGUAAAUCCUGUUUCUUGGUGAUCUCAUUUAAAAAAUGCCAUCAUGUCCUUUAUUUGACAUUUACAAACUAACUUCUGCUCAAGCAGCUGCAC
Pogoniulus pusillus (Red-fronted tinkerbird) is the source of this 1806-nucleotide messenger RNA. It is a transcript of the gene CCDC3, whose product is annotated as coiled-coil domain containing 3. Lineage: Eukaryota; Metazoa; Chordata; Aves; Piciformes; Lybiidae. The transcript is spliced from 3 exons. The record is from RefSeq and is a predicted model, not a curated record. Gene Ontology annotation, biological process: negative regulation of gene expression. Bases 83 to 640 code for a protein of 185 amino acids. Gene Ontology annotation, cellular component: extracellular region.